AUGGCGUACCUCGGAACCACGUCAGCGGGGCUCGAAUUCGCGCUACGAGAUGAGCUGGCUGCCAGGCUGGCGGGGAGGGUGUCUGACGUCAGCACGGUGCAUGGCGGGGUGAGGUUCACCACUGAGGCUGCUCCUGAGGAUCUGCAGCAGCUGAGGGCGGUGGACAACCUGUACGCGUUUGUAGCUUCAAGAGAGGACGUGCCACAUGGCAAGGAGGCCAUUGACUACUUCACAGCACUGCCAGCCCAGAUAGACUGGCAGCCAGCCCUCUCGCUCUUCCACCAAUGGCAGCAGUGCAGGGAGGAUGGGAUGACGUCAGCAGCAGGCGAAAACAGACAGGAGCUGACGUCAUUAGUGGAGGUGCCUGAAAAAUCACCUGAGAGGAAGAGGCUGAGGCAGGAAGGGGAGAGUGCGGAGGUGGUAACACCUGGGGCAACAGACACUGCUGAUGUGACACCACCUGAAGGAGCACCUGGGGGAACACCUGAAGGAGCACCUGAGGGAACGCAUGCGGGAGGCAAGGCAGCGGCGGCGACGGCGGCGGUGGCAGAAGCAGCAGCAACAGGAAAGGCAGCAGAGAGGCAGGGAUCCGGUGGGCUGCAGUUUCGGGUGACCUGUCACCGAAUAUGCAUGAAGCUGACUAAACACGGGUUCUCCUCCCCUGAAGCUGCUGGCGCCCUCGGCGAGGGCCUUCAGGGGAUGUUCCCGUCCUGGACCGUCAGCCUUCGCCAGUUUGACUUGGAGGUGCUAGCAUGGAUCCGGGACUCCCAUCUAACGCUACUCAUCGCACUCAUCUAUGCUGAUUCCCCGAAGUCAAGUGAGGAGGGAUCGAAGGAGCAACAGAAAGGGCAACCCAAGGAGCAACAAACAGAGCAAUUAAAAGAGAAUCAGACGGAACAAACCAGCAAGGAUGUGGACACGGGUGGCGGCGGUGGGGAGGGCAAGAAGAAGGCGGGGGAGAAAGCAGCGAGGGCAGUUCAAGCGAGAUCACACAACUCGGAGAGACAGCUCUACUCCUCCCGCACCUACCGCAAGGCCCUCGUGCAGACGUCCCUCAAGCCCAGCAUGGCAUUCGCCCUCCUGCAACUGGCAGACAUCCACCCCGGUCACAUCGUGCUCGACCCCAUGUGUGGCUGUGGGACUUUACCUUUGGAGGCUGCUGAUUGGCUGCAGAGCCGAGUCAGUGCAUUCGGAGGGGAUAAAGACACUGGAGCCGUUGAUGCUGCUGCAACCAAUAGCAUAGCAUUGAGAACCGCAACAGCCAAUAGCAGUACCUUGGGAAUGGCUAUAGCGAAUGGGGAUGCAGCAAGGAGGAGCCAAGGGGGACACGUGACAGGCUGUGAUUGGCUGGUCUGGGACGCCUCUGCCCUGCCUCUGCGGACUGGCUGUGUGGAUAGGGUCCUCUGUGACAUGCCCUUUGGGGUCAGAUGUGGAAACUUCAAGAUGAGGGAGAGGCUGUGCCCUGCAGUGAUCCGGCAGGUGGCACGUGUGCUGACCCCAGGCACUGGAGUGGCAGUGCUGAUGGCGGUGGGCAGGGGCGUCAGGGCAGCUGUUGAAGGACUUGCUGUGUGCCUGCGGGAGAAGCAGCGACUGCCUGUGGAGAUGGAGGGCAUUCGAGUCGAUGUGUAUUUGCUGGAGAGAACUCGUGCUCCCAUUCCGGAACCACCGCCACCAGCAGCACGACUUGCCAGGAAUAAACAGUGA
Closterium sp. Naga37s-1 is the source of this 1704-nucleotide messenger RNA. The record is from the annotation of a GenBank genome assembly. Lineage: Eukaryota; Viridiplantae; Streptophyta; Zygnematophyceae; Desmidiales; Closteriaceae.